Messenger RNA from Phoenix dactylifera (date palm), 1782 nucleotides. RefSeq names its product small GTPase LIP1-like. NCBI's taxonomy places the organism in Eukaryota, Viridiplantae, Streptophyta, Magnoliopsida, Arecales, Arecaceae. The record is from RefSeq and is a predicted model, not a curated record.
GACGCGAGUUCCUUCCCAGAUUUACGUGGACGUGAUCCGUUAAGAGUUAGAAGGGAAGGAGCGAGUUUAAAUGUGAAAACCGAACAGAUCGACGGCCUUCGUCCUUCAGGUCGUUUCUUUCCUCUUCUUCUUCUGAUCCUGGAAAUUUAAGCUCUUGGAUCAUGAUCAGUUCUUCCGACUGAUGCGUUUUUAGACAAUUUGGUCAGAAGGGUUUUGUUGUUCUUCGGGUAUAGAUUCGGAUUCUUGGCGUUCUUGAUGGAUCUUGGCUUGAGUGGAUCUUUGCGUGGUAUUCAAUGAUAUGCCCACGUCAAAUGCGUUGCUACUCGCUGGGAUUUGAGGGGGACUUGGAUCUCUGCGAGACUUGGUUUCUUGGGUCCGGGAGGAGAUUCUUGUGGUCGAGGGAUUUGGGGGAGCCAUGUUUUGGAGGGAAAGGGAAAGGGACAGCAGAGAGCAGAACGGCGGCCCUCCUUGCGGCCAGGUCCGGGUCCUCGUGGUCGGAGACGCUGGUGUCGGAAAAACCUCUCUAGUUCAUCUAAUUGUAAAAUGUUCUUCAAUUGCUCGACCACCUCAAACAAUAGGGUGCACAGUGAGCAUGAAGCAUAUUACUUAUGGAAGUGCUGGCAGCUCUUCUAAUAGCGUAAAAAGUGAUGCAGAAAGGGACUUCUUUGUUGAGCUUUGGGAUGUCUCAGGACAUGAACGGUAUAAAGAUUGUCGAUCUCUUUUCUACACACAAAUCAAUGGUGUUAUAUUUGUUCACGAUCUCUCCCAAAGGAGGACAAAGACAAGCUUGCAGCGGUGGGCGACAGAAAUUGCCACAACUGGAACAUUUUCAGCUCCACUUGGUUCUGGUGGGCCUGGAGGUCUUCCUGUUCCUUACCUGGUUAUCAGUAAUAAAGCUGAUAUUGCUGCAAAGGAGGGCAUCAGGGGAAGCAGUGGAAACCUUGUUGAUGUCGCUCGCCAAUGGGUUGAAAAACAGGGCCUACUUCCAUCUAGCGAGGAACUUCCUUUAACGGAGAGCUUCCCAGGCAGUUCAGGCCUUAUCACAGCUGCCAAAGAAGCUAGAUAUGACAAAGAAGCUUUGAUUAAGUUUUUUCGCAUGUUAAUCAGGAGAAGAUAUUUUUCUGAUGAACUACCAGCACCAAAUCCAUGGUCUGUAGCUCCCAUGCAGAACUCCAUCCAACGUUUGGAUGAGAUUUCAAGUGAUGAUGAUCAAUUUCCAAAGAAAUUAAGCAGUCUAAGUGGUGAGAGUUACAAGUACAAUGCGCUCCCCCCUGUCCCUACUCAAAGAAAUCUAACACCACCUCCCACGCUCUAUCCGCAGCAGCCAAUGUCUACAUCAGAGAAUUACAGCUUUCAGCGAUUUUCAGCAUCUAGUUUGCCUGACAUGGCUAGCACCAGAUCAAGCCGAGCCGAUAUCAAUGUCUGACUAUAAAUUCAACCAACAAUUAUCCUCAAUAUAAAAAGGAGGCAUGCUGCAUACUGUGCAAAACUAUAUAUACCAGGAAGCAAUUUCAGCAGCUGCUGAAGAUAUAGUGGGAUUGACUGUUGCAUUUGAUAAAACUGUUUGUGAUGUGUUCUCUAGUUCGGAGUUGAUCUGCAGAGUCUGCGAAUUUGCCCUAGCCAUGCUGCUUGUAUAUGUGGUCUUUAGGUCUAUCUUGUGGAGAUUGCCAGCGAUUCUUUUACAUAUAUUCUUGCAGGGUGUAAAAACUCGGUUGUUUGUAAGAAUAAAAGAAACAUACUUUUAAUUCAUAUUAAAGAAGAAAAAUAAGUUGAUCCAUGUCC